AUGUUCCUUUAUACGAGGCGGCUCAGUACCUUCGUGUUGGUGGUAGCGCUCAUAUUAUUGGCGCUAACCACCGAGGAUGUGCAUGCCAAGAGGAAUUCCAACAGCCGCGGCAGCUCCAGGUCCACUUCCAGCAGAAAGACCACUCCGCGCACCACCAAAGCUCCCCCGCGCUCCUAUUUGGCUCCUUCGCACCGCUCAGCUCCUUCGAACCAUGCUGGUCCUACGCACCACUCAGUUCCUGCCCACCGCUCGAAGUCGGACAACGAGAGGCUGAGCUACGGAGGUGGAAAGGAGAGCAAGGUGUUCAAUCCGCAGACGGUGCCCUCGGUAACCACCUCGCCAUUUGGCCGGAAUGCCCCGGCCCAGCCCCAAGGACCUCCGCCAGUCUCCUCCCCUAAGGAAAAAAAACCUCCACCAUUCUACACCCCGCCCACCCACAAGAACGGCAGGCCAAAUAUUCAUAGCCCAUCCCGUCCAGCCGCGGGGGCCAGUCCCAGUUCCAGAGGUUCCCACUACGGCGCAGCACACUCCAACACUGGCCACCGCGGUCGCAACAACUCCACGGGAAAAUAUGGAUCGUCGGGUGGCUAUCAGCCCAUUAAGGCCACCAAUGCCCACAAAGUGCAGUCGAGCUAUCCGCGCGAGCAGUUGCCACCCGGAGCCACCUACCACCCGGCGGGGCAGAUUCCAGCUGGAGCCACAUACCAUCCGGCGGGGCAGAUCCCGGCCGGAGCCACCUACCAUCCGCCUGGUCAGAUUCCAGCCGGAGCCACCUUCCAUCCGGCUGCUCAGAUUCCGGCCGGAGCGUCGUACCAAACGGCUGGCCAGGUGCCACAUGGAGCCACUUUUAACCCCGGCAGCCAUCCGGCCGGAGGCUCAUACUAUCCCCAGGGACCCGUGGCCGGAGGAGUCCCGUCAGGCGCCACCUUCCUGCCCGCCGGAGGAGCCCUGCCCGCAGGAGCUGUUUUCCAUCCACAGGCGCCUCAAAAAUCUAGAUCAGGCUUGGGAUUGGGCACUGGUCUCAUUGCUGGAGCCGUGGGUGGUGCCACCCUAGGUGCCAUCACUCCAAACAAAACCAGCAUGGUGGACCAUUUGAAUUCCUUUUUCGGCAGUAAUGGAGGUGGUGGCGGCGGCGGCGGCGACGACAAGAUCAUAAUUGUCAACAACGGUCCACCUGGAUCUGUGACCACCAGUGAUGUUGGGUCUGGCACUACGGUGAUAAAUACUGGAGGAACCCAGGCAGCGGCUAAUCCCUCGCUGCCAGUGCCGCCCGUUUACGCGGCUCCUCCUGCGCCUGGUGUCCAAGCUCUUCCUGUUCCACCAGCUCAGUGGUACCCUGUUAGUGGUACUGUGCCAUUAGCGCCUUUGGGUCCUUCCCCACCAGCCCCGUCUGAUCCUCCGGCUCCUAUCCCUGGAACUGGAACUCCAGUUGGCCCUGGAAUACCAGUUGGCCCUGAAACUCCAAUUGCCCCUGGAUCUCCAGUUGGCCCCGUGAAAGUACCACAACCAGAUCCCAAGGAUCUCACCAAGACGACCGAGGUGGACCAGAUUGCCUUUUCUCCAGCACCACCGCCAGAAACUGCUCCUCCGGCCAAUGGAAUCGCAUCCGUUGAGGGGCCAGUGCCCGCUCCGAUUUCUGGCCCAGGAGCGGUCCAACUACCUCCCUCCGGGGCCAGAAAGCCCUUAACCAUUCCAGAGGGAUCUGUGCCGUUGGCUCCAAUAAUCCCCGGCAGUCAGCCGGAUGCACACAGUGUGGCUGGGCCAACCUUCGGACACGUCAGCCUCAUCUCCACUGUGGUGACCCUGAUUGUGGCCUACUGUCUCCACUGAACGCCCAUCUCCACUCCAAUCAUUUCUCAAUCAAGAACGCAG
Drosophila rhopaloa is the source of this 1872-nucleotide messenger RNA. RefSeq names its product mucin-1-like. Lineage: Eukaryota; Metazoa; Arthropoda; Insecta; Diptera; Drosophilidae. The record is from RefSeq and is a predicted model, not a curated record. Bases 1 to 1830 code for a protein of 609 amino acids. The transcript is spliced from 5 exons.